Plasmodium relictum is the source of this 738-nucleotide messenger RNA. Its product is annotated as conserved Plasmodium protein, unknown function. The transcript has 5 exons. The record is from RefSeq and is a predicted model, not a curated record. NCBI's taxonomy places the organism in Eukaryota, Apicomplexa, Aconoidasida, Haemosporida, Plasmodiidae. The coding region runs from base 1 to 738 and encodes 245 amino acids.
AUGAAAUUGAAUUUUGAAGAGAAAAAGGAAUUUUUAGAUAACUUAAAAAAUCGAAUGUUGAAAAUAGAAAAAGUAAUAGGGGAUAUAAAAUUUUAUGAAAAUAAUAGUAAAGAACAAAUAUCAAAAGACAAUAAAAAUUGUUAUAUAAGUGAAUUAUAUGAUACUAAUGAUGAUAAAGAUAAUGAAAUAGAAAAUGAAGAAAAUAUGAAAAUUUAUGAUGAAUUAAAAUCAUGUUUAGAAAAUGUUCCCUUUGAAAACUUCAACACUAAUAAAGAAGAGUUUAUAGAAAUGAUAAAAAAGCAUAAACACAAAAAUAGUAUUUCAGUCCAUAUUUGUGCUAUCAAAUUAAUAUUACAACAAAUAUCUAAAGACUUUUUGUGUGAUAUAUAUAACCAAUAUAAUGACUUUUAUAUUUAUAUUCAUAGUAAUAACAUUGUAAAUGUAUAUAAUACGUUUGAAUAUAAAAAGAAUAUAAUUUUAUCACAUUUAGAUUUUAUGAGAAAUUAUAAUUCUAAAAUUAAAGAAAUUAUGAAAUUAAAAGAAAAUAUAAACAGCUAUAAAAUAUCAGAAACAGAAAUAUAUCUAGACAAAUUGAAUAAAAUUGAAAAUAAAAAUGAACUCCUAUUUUCAAAAAUAUCAGAAAUAAACUCUUCUCUAGAAGAAGUAGUAUAUAAAUAUGGAAUAAUGAUGCAAUUAGCCUCCCUAAUAUUUUUAAAAUAUAAAUCGAAUAUAUCUUAA